AUGCCCUCCAAAAAGAUAAUCACUGUCUUCGGCGCUACCGGAAACCAAGGCGGUUCGAUCGUUGAGAAAUUUAUUUCGGACCCAAAGCUCAAAGAUGAAUGGGCUGUCCGAGGCGUCACUCGCGAUGUCUCCAAGGACUCGGCCAAGAAACUGGCCUCGCGAGGCGUUGAGGUCGUUAGUGCCGACAUGAACGACAAAGAGUCUCUAUUGAAGGCUAUAGCGGGCUCCCACACAGUCUUUGGCGUCACCAAUUACUGGGAGAAGUUGAGCAAGGAUGUCGAGAUCCAGCAAGGGAAGAACAUUGCAGAUGCUGCCAAGGUUUGUGCCCUGCCACUCGACCAAGACGCACGGCGCAAGGGAAUACCAAUACUAACAAUCCCCGCCGGACCACAGGAAGCAGGAGUCCAACACUUCAUCUGGAGCUCUCUCCUCAACGUCACUGAGGCGAGCAAGGGAAAGCUCAGCCAGGUCUACCACUUCGAUAGCAAGGCCGAGGUCGGGGACUACGUGCGCAGCCUCGGCAUCCCGGCCACGCUCUUCCUGGCAGGCUGGUACAUGAUCAACUUCGAAGCGCCAAACUGGUUCCGGCCGAGCGGCCCCGACAACGCCUGGACCUUUUACGUCCCGGGGCCCAGCACGUCGCCGAUGCCCAUGUACGACGUGCGCGACACGGGCAAGUACGUCAAGGCGAUCGUGCUCAACCGCGAGGCGCUGCUGGGCGGGCGCGUGCUGGCCGCCACCGAGUACAAGACGUUCGACGAGCUGCUGGUCGAUUUCAGGCGCGUCUUCCCGAGGGACGGCGCCAACUCCCGGUUCUACGAGGUGCCGGACGAGCAGUACCUCGAAGGCGUGAGGAGCGCCGGCAUGCCCGACUUUGUGGGCCACGAGAUGCUGCAAAACAUACAACUCCUGGGCCAGUUCGGGUACUACGCCGGCGAGAGCCUGGACGAGACUCACAAGCUGGUCGACAGCGUUGGCGAGAAGCUGACCACCUGGGCUGAGUGGUUGCCCGAGUCUCCGGUUUUUAAGGAUCUCCAAUGA
Messenger RNA from Pyricularia pennisetigena, 1041 nucleotides. RefSeq lists its product as uncharacterized. Lineage: Eukaryota; Fungi; Ascomycota; Sordariomycetes; Magnaporthales; Pyriculariaceae. The record is from RefSeq and is a predicted model, not a curated record. Bases 1 to 1041 code for a protein of 346 amino acids. The transcript has 2 exons.